AUGAAGUUGUUGACUUUCUCAAACUGCAUAUCUAUCCUCUUGUUGGUUUUUGCUUUCUUCUUCUAUUCUCAUACGUAUCCAUCAACUCCCUCCCUCAUGGCUGAACAAUCUUCUAAGUCCAUUUACGACUUCACUGUGAAGGACAUCCGAGGAAAUGAUGUGAGUCUGAAUGAUUACAGUGGGAAAGUUAUACUGAUUGUGAACGUUGCCUCGCAAUGUGGUUUGACACAGACAAAUUACAAAGAAUUGAAUGUAUUGUACGAUAAGUACAAGAAUCAAGGAUUUGAAAUCUUGGCAUUUCCAUGCAACCAGUUUGCUGGACAGGAACCAGGAAACAAUGAAGAAAUUCAGGAAGUUGUUUGCACUAGGUUCAAAGCUGAAUUUCCUAUCUUUGAUAAGGUUGAAGUCAAUGGGAAGAAUGCAGCACCACUUUACAAGUUUUUAAAGGAGCAGAAAGGAGGAAUAUUUGGAGAUGGUAUCAAGUGGAACUUCACAAAGUUCUUAGUAAACAAAGAAGGGAAGGUUGUGGACAGAUAUGCACCAACGACUUCACCUCUGAAAAUCGAGAAAGACAUUGAGAAGCUCUUGCAAUCUUGA
This is a messenger RNA of Sphenostylis stenocarpa, 597 nucleotides long. NCBI's taxonomy places the organism in Eukaryota, Viridiplantae, Streptophyta, Magnoliopsida, Fabales, Fabaceae. The record is from the annotation of a GenBank genome assembly.